This is a messenger RNA of Talaromyces proteolyticus, 1527 nucleotides long. RefSeq names its product aquaporin-like protein. Gene Ontology annotation, molecular function: channel activity. Lineage: Eukaryota; Fungi; Ascomycota; Eurotiomycetes; Eurotiales; Trichocomaceae. Gene Ontology annotation, biological process: transmembrane transport. The record is from RefSeq and is a predicted model, not a curated record. The coding region runs from base 336 to 1331 and encodes 331 amino acids. The transcript is spliced from 6 exons. Gene Ontology annotation, cellular component: membrane.
UGUGAUUCGCACUAUAUUGAAAAAAGUUAGAAUUUUCCGGGUUCCCUUGUUCUUCUUUUAAGCGCAUCUUGCUUCAUAUAAAUUCUCAUUUACCGACCGUGCUAGCAGAAUUCUAAAUUCAAUGUUGGCUUAGCCAUAAGGCGCCGGAAAAUCUAGCUAUAUACAGCAUUCCAGCCGCCACCCGGUCCCCAAGAAAAGAAUUGAACCUAAAUCAAUUGACAAGGUCGUACAGCAGUCUAACAUUCGAAAAGAGCGUUCCACCAACCACGAAAUACUAGGCCUGUUCAAAUAUUGAUAUACUAGUCAAAUAUUAUUGAUCUUGCCCUAGAGUGGCUAUGCCCACGGCGAUGGAUGUCGAAAAUCAAAAAUCGACGACUCGUCGAAUACGCGCAGCCAACGCAAUCACAGCGAUUCGACGGCAUACAAACUCAUCAACCUCAGUUCAAACCCCAUUCGCUGGCCGUAUAGGAGCAAAUCAAGAGUUCACUGUUGAUAAGGAUGAUUCGGAGUAUGCCGAGCUGUUAAAAAAUGUCCCCGAUGCGGCGUCGUCGCUCUCAUGGAGCGAUUCAUUCUCGUUAAUACAAUUCUUACAGCUUAAUUUAUGGAAAAGUGCAGUUAUAGAAGCUAUGGGGACUUGCCUUCUAGUAUAUAUCAGCUGCUUCAUGGCCAUCGGCUUGUCAGGUGUAGUGAAGGACUUUUCAUCCGGACCUUUCGUGCCGAGUUUAGUAGCAGGUUUUGCGAAUUGGAUCCUUCUUUCACUAUUCAUCUUUUCGACUGGACCUUUGUCAGGCGGUCAUUUAAAUCCUAUGAUUACAAUGGCAACUUUUUUCGCUAGGCUCUCCACCUUUCCCAGAAGUGUCUUGUACAUCGGUUUUCAACUACUUGGGGCGUCCGUUGCAGGUUUCCUUUUGAGGGCAAGUUUGAAUAGCAGAUCUUUCUUUGUUCCAGGCUGCAACUUUGAUCCAAAUGUUAUACCUAUUGGCAGUGCCUUUACAAUCGAGUGCACUGUUGACUUUCUAGCUGUUUUUCUGGCGUUUGGCAUUGGCUUAGACCCACGACAGAAAGCUGUGUAUGGCCCUUCACUCGGGCCCAUCCUUGUCGGACUGAUCCUUGGCAUAUCGAGCUUCGCGACAGGUUUUACUGUGACUGGGUAUAGCGGUUACUCUGGAAACCCUGCUAGGUGUUUUGGGGCUAUGGUUGGCACACACUUCUACUCAUAUCAUUGGGUACAUUGGAUAGCGCCCCUGACAGCUUCAAUCAUACAUGGCAUCAUAUAUUGGGCGGUUCCACCUCGACCAUACCACAGCGUCGUAACUAGAACAGCAACCUGAAGGAUCAUACCCUGAACGAAUAUUUUCAGAGUGAUGCGCCAUUACAGCACAAUCUCACUGUUCUUAAUGAACUAAAUAUCUGUGCAUUUCAAUGUAGCUUCUUAGACUAUUUACCAAGUCUUCUUUUACAUGUACGUAGCCUGGCAGCAGGUCAAGGUUGCUGUUCUUAAAAUACACUUGAUCAUAGGAAAACAUU